CUCUUUGUAUAUACAAAUUUGUGACAAUUUUUCUGUUCAUUCAUCUUUAAUAGAAAUGUUAUCGCAGUACAGAUAUAAAUAUACAUUAAAUUAUGCAAAUCACUGUGAAAAUCACGUGUCACGAGUAUUUAAUGAAGUUUAUGAUCUCAAUAUGUUAAGAGCCAAUUGCUCGUGGACUCGUGGACUUUGACCUCUUACUUGCCAAACAAGUGUUAAAGCCAUCAUUUCUUCUCGAUAUUUUACAGAGUCAAGCCACAUAUAAUAAUCAUGUCAGACACUGUUAGCCCUAUUAAAUAUUUUCUAAGCGGUGGAUUUGGAGGAGUAUGUUGUGUGGUAGCUGGUCACCCUCUGGACACCAUAAAGGUACGACUUCAGACCAUGCCCAUACCAAGACCUAAUGAACUACCUCUGUACUCUGGUACAUGGGAUUGUGCUAAAAAAACAGUUACUAAAGAAGGACUACGUGGUUUAUACAAGGGUAUGGCUGCACCAUUAUCUGGUGUUGCUCCAAUAUUUGCUAUAAGUUUUUUCGGAUAUAGUGUUGGAAAAAAACUGCAACAAAGUGUUCCAGAUGAAAAACUCACAACAUUGCAAUUAUUUUAUGCCGGUGCUUUUAGUGGAAUAUUUACGACAGUUAUAAUGGCACCUGGUGAACGCAUCAAAUGCCUGUUACAAAUACAACAUGCAGAUGCUAAACCAAAAUAUAAUGGACCUGUGGAUUGCGCAAAUCAAUUGUAUCGAGAAGGAGGCAUUAGAAGUAUUUACAAAGGCACCUGUGCUACAUUGUUAAGAGAUAUUCCAGCUAGUGGAAUGUACUUUUUGACAUACGAAUAUUUAAAGGACCGAUUCACUCCUGAAGGAGGGAAACUGAGUUUACUGGCUACCAUAGCAGCUGGCGGCUUUGCGGGCAUUGCAAACUGGUUGGUAGGGAUGCCACCUGACAUUUUGAAAAGUCGUUUACAAACUUCACCAGAAGGCACAUACAAACGCGGCAUACGCGAAGUGUUUGUUAAACUGAUAAAAAACGAGGGACCACUAGCUCUUUAUAAAGGCGUCGUACCUGUAAUGCUACGAGCUUUUCCUGCGAACGCAGCUUGUUUCAUGGGCUUCGAGAUUUGUAUGAAGUUUUUGAACUGGAUCGCACCAAGCUUAUAAGUUGCGCGAUAGAAUUUUUUGUGGGAACAUCUCGCUUCUCAAUGUUCCCGUUUUAAGCUGCGAUUCAAUAGAUGUAAAGCGAUUAAUUUUAUCGCGGCAGAAAUAAAUAGCAUAAGUUUAUUCUUGCCUCGCAGCUAUCUGAAAGAUAAAUCUGAAACAGAUGAUAUAGGUAUUAGAAUUAUUGAAAAUGUGUGAAUAAGAUAGUCUCAUUGUAUGUAUGUAAGGGAAAUUACAUCCAAAAUAGGUUUUUUGCAAAUUUACUAUAUAGGAUUUAAUAAAUAUAAACAAAUGGAAAGUAUAACAUCAGGGAAUAAAACUUAUUUUGUAUUGAGUUUUAUCAAAUUAAAAAAUAUAUAUAUAUACAUAUCGCAUCACGAAUUGUGAUAAUAAUUCCUAAGAUGCAUGUUGAAAGACUGUUUUUAAUAAUCAUGGUAUAUGGUACAAACUUCUAUAUUGAUGUUAUAAAUAUAUUGUAUAUUAUACAGCUUGAAUAUAAAACUUUAUUAACAUUAACGUAACAGUAUAUAUAUAUAUAUAUAUAUACAUUAGUUACAUUCGUAUUAUUAAACAUCAUAUUGCAUAUUAGGAAAUGUAAAAUCAAGAUUAUAAUGGAAAUAUAAUAUUUUAUACAAGACUUCUGAGGGAAGAUCCUAUAUACAUAUAACAAACAAAACUGAUGUAUAAUAAAUAUAUAGAUAAUAAAUAUGUAGAUAAAUAAUCCAACAGAUUUUAAUCUGAUUUGCCAGAAAAAUGUAUGGACGCACAAAAUAAAAACUUAUUCUGUUA
Molecule: messenger RNA, 1941 nt
Organism: Linepithema humile (Argentine ant)
Lineage: Eukaryota; Metazoa; Arthropoda; Insecta; Hymenoptera; Formicidae
Gene: colt
Product: carnitine/acylcarnitine carrier protein colt, mitochondrial
Biological process (GO): carnitine transmembrane transport; mitochondrial transport
Cellular component (GO): mitochondrial envelope
Molecular function (GO): O-acyl-L-carnitine transmembrane transporter activity
Source: RefSeq, a predicted model, not a curated record